Messenger RNA from Teleopsis dalmanni, 3416 nucleotides. RefSeq lists its product as uncharacterized. Gene Ontology annotation, molecular function: oxidoreductase activity, acting on paired donors, with incorporation or reduction of molecular oxygen; monooxygenase activity; iron ion binding. Bases 1 to 3258 code for a protein of 1085 amino acids. The record is from RefSeq and is a predicted model, not a curated record. NCBI's taxonomy places the organism in Eukaryota, Metazoa, Arthropoda, Insecta, Diptera, Diopsidae. The transcript has 12 exons.
AUGUUGUCGAAGCAAGUAAAACGUAGUCUGCGUUUCAGUAAUAUCGGAUCUCCAUGGAUUGUAACACAAAUUGGAUGUAAAAAUUAUGGAACUCAAGCUGAAUUGAAUGAAAGCAAGCCUACAGAAUUCAAUUUAAAAAAUGCACGACCAAGUGAAGAAGUACCGGGUCCCAGCAAACUGGAGUUUGUACGUGGAUUUUUACCAGGAGGUCUCUUCUACAAAAAAGGCUUAAACGAUAUGAUUUUAAUUCUGUCCAAAAAAUAUGGUAAUUUAUAUCGAAUACCAGGAUUGUUUGGGAAUAAUACUACCUACGCAACACUUAAUCCCAAAGACUAUCCUGUAUUGUUUCGUAAUGAAGGCAAGUGGCCUAUACGUAGAGGUUUCAGUUGUAUAGAACAUCAUCGAAAAGUGCAUAGACCAGAAUUCUUUGAGGACGUAGAAGGAUUAACAACAUCUUCUGGUGAACAGUGGGCUAAAGUACGUACUGUAGUGAAUCCAAUACUCAUGCAACCAAAGAAUGCCAAACUCUACUUUAACACGUUGCUCGAUGUUAACUAUGAAUUUUUGGAGAGAAUACGUACUAUACGCGAUCCUAGCACACAGGAAAUGCCUGAUGACUUUGAGGAUGAUAUCAAUCGGUUGACACUAGAAUCAGUCGCUGCUGUGGCUAUGAACACACAAUUGGGUCUCAUUCAUAAGAAUCGUCAUACUGCAGAAUCGAAAACUAUUAUAGAGACAAUACGAAGCGUGUUUGAGUUGGCCUAUGAUUUGGAAAUACAACCACCAAUCUGGCGAUAUAUCAAAACACCACAAUAUAAAAAAAUGAUGAAGUCACUGGAUACAAUGCUGGACAUCUGUAAUAAAUAUAUCAGUGAAGCACUAAGCAGGAUUGAACACGAUGAAAGUGGAAAACUGACAACAGAAGCUGGUAAAGAGAAGAGUGUUUUGGAGAAAUUAGCAAAGAAAGACAAAAAAAUUGCUGUAGUCAUGGCGUUAGAUAUGAUGUUAGCUGGUGUGGAUACAACAAGCACCACAAUAACUAGUAUAUUGAUUUGCAUUGGUAAGAAUCCAGAAAAACAAGCUAAACUAUUGGCAGAGAUAAAACAGAUAUUACCGGAGAAGAGUUCUAAACUGACAAUCGAGAAAAUGAAUAAUCUGCCUUAUUUACGCGCCUGCAUUAAGGAAGCUAUGCGUCUAUAUCCUAUAGGACCAGGUACGCUGCGCGAAACUCCUUACGAGAUCGUAUUAAGUGGUUAUCGUAUACCAGCCGGUGUAGAUGUGGUCACAGUAGGAAAUUUACAAAUGUGUGAUGAAGAAUAUGUGCCACAUGCUAAAGAAUUCAUACCGGAACGUUGGUUGCGAGAUGAGCAGGCUGCUAAGUAUGCUGGAGAUACAGCUAAUUCGUUUAUGUAUUUACCCUUUGGUUAUGGGCCUCGCAGUUGUGUAGGAAAGCGCAUAGUCGACAUGGAACUUGAAAUCUCAAUUGCACAUUUGGUGCGGAAUUUCAAUAUUGAAUUCAAUUAUCCUAUAGAAAAUGCCUUCAGGCAAAAAUUCAUUAUGGUUCCUAAUAUACCAUUGAAAUUUAAAUUUGAAGAAAGAAACAAUUAUUCAACUGAAAAACCUGUUAACAUUGCAAAUUCCAUCAGUUCAGUUUGCAAAAUGCUCUCGAACGGUUUAAGGUGCUUUCGGUAUACGAAAUGUUUCCGCGAAGUCGUAGGCCAAAAAUAUUGCACGGCCUCUGAACUGCAGAAUAAGAGAGAAACUACAACUGCCGCAGAAUUUGAUUUUAACAGCGCACGCCCAUCUGAAGAAAUACCGGGCCCAAGUACAUUUGAGCUCGUACGUAAUAUUCUUCCCGGUGGAGUUUUACAUAAUAAGCCGAUAACUGACAUGUUGAUUGUGUAUGGUAAGAAAUAUGGACAAUUAUUUCGCAUGCCAGGUUUAUUUGGUAACAGAGAUUUCUACGUGACGUCUAAUCCAGAUGACUAUUCAGUUAUAUUCCGGAAUGAGGGUCAAUGGCCAGUACGUCGCUGUUUUGAUACAUUUGUCUAUCAUCGAAAAGUGCAUAGAGCUAAAUACUUUCAAGGCGUUGACGGUUUACUGGCAAGUUCUGGAGAGAAAUGGUAUAACGUACGUAAGGUGGCGAAUCCAGUGCUUAUGCAGCCAAGAAAUGUGCGGCCCUAUUUGACGACAAUGCUUGAUGUAAAUGAUGAAUUUCUAGAAAGAAUUCGCAAAAUACGUAACCCAAAAACGCUUGAAAUGCCCGACAGUUUCGAGGAAGAAAUAAAUCGCUUGGCACUGGAAUCAGUAGCUGCAGUGGCACUCAAUACUAGAUUGGGUCUUAUAAAUCGAGAUGGAUUAGAGGGAGAUUCCAAAGCAAUUAUAAGUAACUUACGUAGCGUUUUCGAUAUGGUAGUUCUGUUAGAGGGUGUACCAUUCUGGAAGAUACUUAAGACACCUGGCUUUUAUAAAAUGAUGAAGGUUUUAGAUGCAAUACUUGAUGAUUGCAAUAAAUAUAUAGAAUUAGCUCUAGAAAAAAUAGAAAAGGACAAAACCAAUCGAUCAGCAACAGAAUUGAAUAGAGAGAAAAGUGUGUUGGAAAAGUUAGCACAAGAAGAUAAAAAAAUUGCUGUAACAAUGGCGCUGGAUAUGUUAUUUGCAGGUGUUGAUACUACAAGUUCAGCUUUAGCUGGCAUACUGGCAGUUCUUGCAAAAAAUCCACAAAAACAGGAGAAACUCUAUGAAGAAAUGAAGACGAUAUUACCAGAAAAGCAUUCCCGUUUAACAAUAGAUAAUAUGAGCAACUUACCUUACUUACGUGCUUGCAUCAAAGAGGGUCUACGUCUACAUCCGAUUUUACCAGGUACAAUGCGUCAAUUACCACAUGACGUUGUACUUAGUGGGUACCGUGUACCGGCUGGUAAUGAUAUUACCACUGCUGGAAAUGCACAAAUGCGUGAUGAGGAUUAUGUACCACGUGCUAAGGAAUACAUACCGGAACGUUGGCUACGUAAUGAUCUCAACAAUAAGUACGCUGGUGAUAUAGUUAGGCCUUUUAUGUAUUUGCCUUUUGGUUUUGGUCCUCGUAGUUGUGCUGGACGUCGUGUGGUUGAGUUAGAAAUGGAGAUCACAAUUGCACGUCUGGUGCGGAAUUUUAUUAUUGAAUUUAAUCAUCCAAUAGAAAAUUUGUUUAAGCAGAAAAUGAUUGUAGUCCCAAAUAAGCCGUUGAAUUUUAAAUUUGAGGAAAGAAAAGAAUAAGUGAGAUUGGAAGAGGCUGAGCUGAUCUAAUGUCAAAUAAAAACAACAAUAAAAAUAACGCAAAAUUUAAAUCGAACUAAGGUGUAGUUUAAUUAAAAACAAAAGACAAUGCGAAUAAAAGCAUUGAUUCGAAAACUUUCUAUCAUGAGUAAACCUAU